Molecule: messenger RNA, 1754 nt
Organism: Sinocyclocheilus grahami
Lineage: Eukaryota; Metazoa; Chordata; Actinopteri; Cypriniformes; Cyprinidae
Product: tyrosine-protein kinase Srms-like
Exons: 9
Coding region: 396-1754 (452 amino acids)
Biological process (GO): protein phosphorylation
Molecular function (GO): protein tyrosine kinase activity; protein binding; ATP binding
Source: RefSeq, a predicted model, not a curated record
UUUGCUCCGGAGCGGACAGAUAGAGGCCGGUCAUUAUCAGAGAAGAGGGACAUCAUGAACGAGUAGAGCCUACAUUUAGAUGAAAAGAGGAUGUUCUUCAAGAUACUUCAACCACAACAUCCUCUCCUCGUCUUAAUGUCUCGUUGAACUAUAAAAGCAUGUCUUUUCCGCAUACCUUUGUGAUCCAUCCCGAGACAGAACCGGUUUCACCUGAUCCUCCGCUAUGAUCGCGGCCAGCGCGUUAGCUCAACAAAGGGGAUCCCGGUAUAGAAUCGCUACGGACGGUCGGUCACCAUCGGUGAGGGACCCACACACCUCUUUUAUUUUCAAUUUCAACCGUGGACAGCUGCCAGAUAUUCUGGCUACCCUGGAGUCCGUAGAAAGCGAGGGCUGGGAUGGAGAAGUGUUGUCGCAGCUGUAUGCCAUGCAUGAAGAGGUUAUGGGACUGCAUAUGGCCCGAGUUUUACUAUCCGAACAUCUCUCGUCCGGCCGAGAUCCGCACGGUUUCGGGUGAUAUCCGGAUCCCGGCUCCGAAGAAGAAGCCGGCGCAGCUGUACGCGGCUCUCUUCGACUUCGAAGCCCGCAGUGAGGAAGAGCUGACGGUGAAAGAGGGGGACAAACUGUCUGUCAUAGAAAAGAGGGGAGAUUAUGUAUUUGCCAAGAAGCUGACGGGGUCCCUGGAGUCCGGACUGGUCCCUGCUAAUUAUGUGGCCCUAGUACAGGAUGAAUUCGCUAACUACAGAUGGUACUAUGGGAAUAUAAACAGACAAAAGGCUGAGAAGCUGCUUCUGAGUCCACAGAACAAAACUGGUUCCUUCCUGGUGAGGAUCAGUGAGAGCCACAGCGAUGAAUAUACCUUCACAGCCAGAAGUGAAAAUAAUGUCUUCCAUUUCCGUAUUCAUCGCUCAGCGAUUGGUGCUUACUUUGUAUCUGACAAGAUCUCUUUUGGUACUCUGGAUGAGCUCAUCAGAUACUACCAGCACAACUCCAGAAGUCUGGGAUGCCCCUUAGACCAGCCAUGUGUACAGCAAAGGGAGCUGUUUGACAUGGAGCCAUGGGAGCAGCCAAGGGAGGAGUUUCAGCUACUCAAGAAGCUGGGGGAAGGCCAUUUUGGGGAAGUCUGGGAAGCCGUCUGGAUCACAAAGAAACAGAAAGUGGCCAUCAAGAUGCUCAAACAAGAGGACACAAAAUUGGAUGAGUUUGUGAAGGAGGUACAUGCACUGAAGAAGCUGCACCAUCCUAAACUGAUUGAGCUGUUGGCUCUCUGCACACGAGGGGAGCCGGUCUACAUCGUCACCGAGCUCAUGACUAAAGGAAGUCUCAAAUCAUAUCUUUCUACACCGGAGGGUCAGGUGUUGACCUCUGCUCACCUGAUCUACAUGGCUGGUCAGAUAGCAGAAGGAAUGGCGUAUCUGGAAGAUCGACACAUUGUCCACAGAGACCUUGCAGCUCGAAACAUCCUGGUUGGUGAAGACCUGGUGUGUAAAGUGGCUGACUUUGGUCUGGCUCGCAUCAUCAAGGAUAGUGUGUAUACCGCUAGUAGAAACACCAAGAUUCCUGUACGGUGGACGGCUCCAGAAGCUGCUCUCUACCAGCGGUUCUCAGUCAAAUCUGACGUCUGGUCCUUUGGAGUGCUGCUGUAUGAGAUAAUGUCACGUGGAAAGAUGCCAUAUGAUGGGAAGAAUAAUAAGGAGGUGUUGGAGAUCCUGUCAUCGGGGUACAGGUUACCGUGUCCAAAUCGCUUGAGCUGGUAA